Molecule: messenger RNA, 2378 nt
Organism: Salvia miltiorrhiza (redroot sage)
Lineage: Eukaryota; Viridiplantae; Streptophyta; Magnoliopsida; Lamiales; Lamiaceae
Product: protein DA1-like
Exons: 12
Coding region: 632-2113 (493 amino acids)
Molecular function (GO): ubiquitin binding
Source: RefSeq, a predicted model, not a curated record
AGUUGAUGUUUCAUUGUUUUUUUGAGGAGGAGAGUUGUUUUGUUUUGAUAGUAUUUCUUUUUUUUUGAAAGACUGUUGCUUUUGAUAGUAUUUCGUAUUAGUCCACCGCUCGGGCUCUAAACUUAAUUUGCUUAUAUCAUAAUAUCUCAUAAAACAAAUAUUUGUCUUACUUUGACUUUGAAAUCUUGCUUUUCGCAUUCACACUGUGCAACAAGUUUUUGCCACGCGAUUUGUUUUGAUUUUUUGAUUGACUAUUUGUAACACAAGAAGAAGAAGAAGAAACGCCUGGGGCAUUCAUUCAUGUCAUAUCAUUGAGCUAUUCUAUUUCUUAAUAGUUAAGGUUUUUAUUUAUUUAUUUUUAUUUCUUUUCCCUUGGGGUUGGGGGAUUGAGAACCAAAAGAUUCUUGAUUGAUUUAUAUCUUGCAAAAAAGCAUUCUUUUUGCCGCAAAGAUUCUUUGUGGGCUAAAAGCAUCAAAAGGGUACGUUCAGAAUUUUUUAAAUUGUUCUGAUCCUUGCUGCUUUUGGAGAAAAUUUGUUUUAUGUCUGUGAUCUUGAGUGCCUUCUGCAUCAACCAUUGCUGGAGUUAAUGGGGUCUAUUUUCAGGUAAACACUUCAUUGAUUAAUUCACAUAAUGGGCUGGCUUAGCAAAAUCUUCAAGUGUUCAGACCAUAAAGUUUUGGACGGGCAUAGUGAUUGGAGAUAUGGAGCGGAUACUGCAGAGACUCAUCAAUCUGCAUCAUUGAAUUCAUGGAGAGAGACUGAAGAUAUAGACCGUGCUAUUGCAUUAUCGCUUUCAGAGGAAGACGUGAAAGGAAAAUCUACAGUUGAGAAAGAGCCACAAUUGGAAGAUGAUGAACAACUGGCGAGGGCCCUCCAGGAGAGUUUGGUUGUAGAUUCUCAACCAGAUUCAUGGAGCAGAAAUGAUACUGGAAAUGGAUAUGGAUACGGAAGUGGAUAUGAAUAUGGAUAUGGAUAUGGAAAUGAUAACCUUUACCAACCUAUAACGUUCCCCUAUUCCACCAGCUUCAGGAUCUGUGCUGGCUGUAAUAUUGAAAUUGGGCAUGGAAGAUUUUUGAGUUGCAUGAAUGCCCUCUGGCACCCACAAUGUUUUAGAUGCCGUGGAUGUAACCAACCGAUAUCUGAUUAUGAGUUUUCCGUGUCUGGUAGCUACCCUUACCAUAAAACUUGCUACAAGGAGUCUCAUCAUCCAAAAUGUGAUGUCUGCAGACACUUCAUUCCAACAAAUGCAGCUGGUCUUAUUGAAUAUAGGGCGCAUCCUUUCUGGUCCCAGAAGUACUGCCCUAAGCAUGAGCACGAUGGCACUCCUCGAUGCUGUAGUUGUGAGCGAAUGGAGUCAUGGGAUGCAAGAUAUGCUGCCCUUAACGACGGUCGAAAACUCUGCUUGGAGUGCCUGGACUCAGCAAUUAUGGAUACUCAUGAAUGUCAGCCCCUUUUUCGCGAUAUACAGGAGUUCUUCAAAGGAUUAAACAUGAGACUGACGCAGCAAGUUCCCUUGUUCUUGGUUGAGAAGCAGGCACUGAAUCAAGCCAUGGGAGGAGAGCGGCAUGGGCAUCAUCACAUGCCUGAAACUCGAGGUCUUUGUCUCUCUGAGGAACAGACAAUCACCAGCAUAUCACGGCGGCCAAGGAUUGGAGCUGGAAACCGAGUCAUGGACAUGAUAACGGAGCCGUACAAAUUAACACGCCAUUGUGAAGUGACAGCAAUCCUCAUUCUAUAUGGUCUUCCAAGGUUACUGACUGGAACGAUAUUGGCUCAUGAGAUGAUGCAUGCCUGGUUGCGACUUAACGGUUAUCGAGCUCUGAGACAAGACGUGGAGGAGGGUAUAUGUCAGGUCAUCGCCAGCAUGUGGUUGGAGUCUCAGAUCCUAUCGAUGUCUGAUAACAACAAUGCAUCAACCUCCAAUUCGUCGUCAGGGAAGGGAUCGACGUCUCCAUUCGACAAGAAGCUUAGCAAGUUCUUCAAACAUCAGAUGGCCACAGAUCCUUCUGUGGUGUAUGGAAAUGGUUUUCGAGCUGGCCAUCAAGCGGUGAUCAAGUUUGGGUUGCAGAGGACUCUCGAUUGCAUCCGAAAGACUGGAAAUUUUCCUUACUAAAUCUGCUUCCAACUUUUAAUGGAUUUUAUUAUCAUUGCUAUGAUUAUUUUUGUGAGUAAUUAGCUUAGUUUUUUUUUUUUUUUUUUUUUUUAUGUAUUAGCAUCUAAGGCCGGCGGUAUAUAGAGAGGUAAAUGCUUGUCAGCACAGAAGGGGUUUCAGAAUAGGUUUUGAGGAAUUAUUCAUGAACAUUGCAUUGUAUAGAUUCACACACGUACAUGAUUUUUUUACAGAAAAUAAGUAAAAAAAAAUUGAUUUUAGAAUUUUA